AUGGGUUUGGCCUCGAAACUCGCGGCCGCACAGGGUGGCGCGGCGGCUGUUGCCAACUACAGCGGCGGUGGGCAACAGCAGUACCCUCCGCCGGGUCAGCAGCAAGGCCCAGGGGCUCAAGCAGGCGGCUAUCCUGGGAAACCUUCCUACCAAGCCUAUCCCGGUGGCGCUCCUCCCCCACACAUGCCUUUGGCCUCACGACUAGCUGCCGGCGGAGCGGCGGCUCCUCCACCUGGAGGUUCAGCGCCGCCUUACCCUACUGCGCUGCAACCGGGCUAUCCGCAACAGCAACAACAGCAACCGCCGAACGCGGGAUACCAGUCCCCUGCGCCAGGUAACUACGGCCAGCAACAGUAUUCACGGCCCCCUCCACCUCCGCCGGGUCAGUCGCAAGGCGGCUACCCGGGUCAAGCGCCUUCGUAUGGAACACCGCAGCCGCAGAGUCAACAGCCAUACGGCCAGCCGCCGGGAUACCCACCUCAGCAGCAGCAGCAGCAGCAGGGAUACGGAUAUGGCGGACCUCCACCAGGCCAACAAGGCUACGGCCAAGCUCCUCCACCAGGCCAACAGCAAUACGGCCAGGCUCCACCCGGCGGUCAGUAUGGCGGCGCUCCACCGCAGAUGUCUGGGCCGCAAGACGUGGCAGGUUACCAGCGUCAGCUAGAGCAGGCGAUUCAAGAGAAGCAGCUACAAGUUUUCUACCCACCCGGCUCGCCCCAGAUUCCGCAAAUCGCAGCCCGCGCGGCUCAGCAGAUCGACCGUCUAUGCCAAGCGUGGCACAUCCAGAAAGAGAUCGCGAAUGAUAUUGUCAGACUCGCUCUCUACGAUGUGAUCAUCUACAUCGACGACAGCGGCUCCAUGUCGUUCGAGGAGAACGGCGAGCGUAUCAAGGACCUCCAGCUUAUCCUGCAGAGAGUCGCAUUCGCCGCCACGCUCUUCGACGAAGACGGCAUCGAGAUCCGCUUCAUGAACGACGAGGAGAUCCCGCCGCAGCAGCUGAGCCACAUCAGGUCCGACCAGCAGAUCGAGCAGAUCAUGCGUAGCAAGCGCUACAAGGGUCUGACGCCUUUCGGCACGAAGUUGAGGGAGAAGGUGCUGGAUCCGCUCGUGAUUUCGAAGAUGCGCAGCAACCAGUUCCGCAAGCCGGUUCUCAUCAUCGGUAUCACGGACGGCCAGCCUGCAGGCGAGAAGGCGGAUGCUCUUAGUGACACCAUCCGUUACGCUCAUCAGCAGUGCCAGCAGAGCGGAUUGAACGGGCAGCCGUUGGGUCAGGGCGCUGUUGCGUUCCAGUUCGCGCAGGUGGGAAAUGACCAAAAGGCGACUGAGUUCCUGGCGAAGCUGGACAACGAUCCGCAGAUCGGCAGCAUGGUUGACUGCACGUCGAACUACGAGAACGAGUCCGCCGAGAUGUCGCGUGCUCAGCCACCCGUCGACCUCACGCCUGAUCUCUGGAUGAUCAAGUUGAUUAUGGGUGCCAUUGAUCCAUCCUACGACACCAAGGACGAGAAGAAGCAGAUGGGCGGCGGCAUGCCACCAGGACCUCAGCAAGGGUAUGGACAGCCUCAACAAUAUGGAGCUCCACCACCUGGCCAGUACGGACAGCAGCAGCCUCAGUAUGGCCAGCAGCAGCCCGGCGGCUAUCCACCACAGCAGCAGGGGUACGGCCAGCCACCGCCAGGCCAGCAGGGCUACGGACGUCCUCCGCCAGGUCCUCCGGGUCAAGGUGGUUAUCCUCCCCAACAAGGUGGGUAUCCUCCACAGCAGCAGGGAGGUUACGGAGGAGGUCCACCUCGAUACUAG
Molecule: messenger RNA, 1800 nt
Organism: Saxophila tyrrhenica
Lineage: Eukaryota; Fungi; Ascomycota; Dothideomycetes; Mycosphaerellales; Extremaceae
Exons: 6
Coding region: 1-1800 (599 amino acids)
Source: RefSeq, a predicted model, not a curated record